GGAAAGCGUAUCCGUGCAUCCCGCGCUCCUCUCUCUCUCUCCCGCCUCGCCUCUCCUCUGCGCGAGCUCCGGCCCCUUCCGACCUGCUCGACGGAUUGCCCGCCCGCGCGCCCGCCGGGGAGCCAUGCAGCCGCCGCAGGCCCCGCUCGCCGCGCUGCUGGCCCUGCCGCUGCCGGCUUCCUUCGUCCCCGCGCCGCGGCGGGGGCGGGGCAGCCGCGCGCGCGGCGCGGCCGUUGCGGCGGCGGCGGCGCUCUGGCCGGCACCGCCGCGCCUCGCGGCCGUCGAGAGCACGCCGCCGCCGUCCAGACCGGGUUCGGCCCCGGCGCCGACGCUGCCCGAGAGGGCCGGCACAGGUGUGGACGCGGGCACCGGAGGAGGCGGCGGCGGCGGAGAUGGAGGAGGCGGUGCUGAUCUCGGGUGGCUGCGGGUGUUCCCGCACGUGCUCACGGCGUCCAUGGCCAAUUUCCUCUUCGGCUACCACAUCGGGGUCAUGAAUGGUCCGAUAGAGGAUAUCGCACGGGAGCUUGGUUUUCAGGGGAAUCCAUUUCUCCAAGGCCUUGUGGUCAGCAUAUUUAUUGUUGGAGCAUUUUUCGGAAGCUUAGGCUCGGCUGCACUUGUUGACAAUUUUGGAUGUAAAAGGACUCUUCAAAUUGAUAGUAUUCCAUUGAUUCUUGGGGCACUGCUCAGUGCACAAGCAGAUUCGUUGGAUGAGAUGCUCUUGGGAAGAUUCUUGGUUGGCAUUGGAAUAGGUGUAAAUACAGUGCUUGUUCCGCUAUAUAUAUCCGAGGUUGCUCCAACAAAAUACCGGGGAUCUUUGGGGACCCUCUGCCAGAUUGGUACAUGUUUGGGAAUAAUUGCUGCCCUGUCACUGGGAAUACCAUCUGAAAGUGACCCACAUUGGUGGAGGACAAUGCUUUAUGCUGCAUGUGUACCUGGUGUUCUUAUUGUUGUUGGAAUGCAAUUUGCUGUCGAAAGUCCCCGCUGGCUUGCGAAGGUUGGGAGAUUAGAUGAUGCCAGAAACGUUGUAGAACGUCUUUGGGGACCUUCUGAAGUUGAGAAAUCCAUGGAAGAGAUCCAAUCUGUCGUUGCAAAUGAUGAUUCACAGACUAGCUGGUCAGAACUUCUGGAGGAACCCCACAAUAAAGUUGCAUUGAUUGGAGGAUCCCUUUUCUUUCUACAACAGUUUGCUGGCAUAAAUGGUGUUCUGUACUUUUCGUCAUUAACAUUUCGUGAUGUUGGUAUUACAAGUGGUAUCUUGGCGAGCUUAUAUGUUGGAAUAACCAAUUUUGGAGGGGCAAUUGUUGCUUCAAAUUUGAUGGAUAAGCAAGGACGAAAGAAACUCUUGACAGGAAGCUAUCUUGGAAUGGCACUUGCAAUGUUCCUUAUAGUAUAUGCUAUUAGCUUCCCCCUCGAUGAAGGAGUUAGCCACAGCCUGUCAAUUACUGGAACUCUGUUGUACAUAUUUACAUUUGCUAUUGGAGCUGGACCAGUUACAGGAAUCAUCAUACCAGAGCUGAGCAGUGCUCGGACACGCUCAAAAGUUAUGGGCUUCAGCUUCACCGUACAUUGGAUAUGCAAUUUUCUGGUGGGACUAUAUUUCUUGGAGCUCGUGAAGAAGUUUGGCGUUGGAGCAGUCUAUGCAGGCUUUGGUGGAGUAUCCUUGUUGUCAGCAUUUUUCGCUUACAAUUUUAUUGUUGAGACGAAAGGACGUUCUCUUGAGGAAAUCGAAAUGUCUAUGAGCCCUGCUGCCCCUGGCAAGCAAGAGUGACUGAGUGAGACGAAUUCUUGCAUUCAGUUAUGCAGACGGACCAAACAUUCAACCGCUCCAAGGAGUUUUUGAUCCAAGGGGUACAGGAAUUCCACAUUGUUUUCUAAUGAUCUAACCUGCUUGUGACUGCAUAUAGUGGUUAUGUAGAAGCAGUAACCCUUCAGCAAUGCCAACUGCUUUACUUUAAUGUAGGUUUAUUGUGGAGGUACUUAAGUGUAAUUAUAUUCAUGUAUAUAGCGGAUGACAUUACUGAAGGAAAUACGCAGCUAUCAGAAGUGUUAAUUUAGAUAAUAGUGUUAUAUUGUUAAAUAGUGCAAGCAAUUGAAGUAUCAAGUAAAUAAAGGGCAGAGGAAUUGCCAUUGUCUUGGCCUUUCUAUUUUUUUAUUUGUGCUUGCCUUGUUCCAAAUCUGUUUCAGUAAGAGUUCUAGACAUUUUGUUUGAG
Oryza brachyantha (malo sina) is the source of this 2210-nucleotide messenger RNA. Its product is annotated as probable plastidic glucose transporter 1. Gene Ontology annotation, biological process: monosaccharide transmembrane transport. Gene Ontology annotation, cellular component: membrane. The record is from RefSeq and is a predicted model, not a curated record. NCBI's taxonomy places the organism in Eukaryota, Viridiplantae, Streptophyta, Magnoliopsida, Poales, Poaceae. The transcript is spliced from 12 exons. Gene Ontology annotation, molecular function: hexose transmembrane transporter activity. Bases 125 to 1768 code for a protein of 547 amino acids.